GAUCUGGCUUCCUGGUCCAGCGCAGUUAAACGGUCCAUGGAAAGGUUUUUUUUGAGGGAAAUGUUCGACGAUAGUUGAUGAAAAUUUGGAGAACGAAUCGCGCGACAAUUGUGCUGGUUUUAUGGGAUGAAACGAGAGUGCGCAAAGAGUCCGAGACGCGAAGUUUCUACGUUGAGCUAAACAGAGCUUGAGUUUUACUUUACGAAGCUUCCGAACGAUCCAGCGUUAAGCUCGCCAUGUUGAACGCGGACAAGCGUUUAGCCAUUGAAAAUUCGUGAGAGUUUCGACAGGGAAGGGAAAGAAAAAGUAAGAAGAAUGCCGCGCAUGAGGUCGUCGCUGAGGAGCAGAGAUUCCUCAAGCACUUCGACUGGCGUGGAUCCUCGCGAAAGGGUGAAGGACUGUUGUCGCAAGCUCGUUGCUUUCAUGUGCACCCAAGUCGGAGUCGGCGGCUUGGUUGUGGGCUACGCCAUCGUGGGAGCAAUGGCAUUCAUAGCGAUUGAGAAGAACGCAGAGUCGAUAGAUUUGAAGGGGCAGCGAUCGACGUGCGCGCUGACACUCUGGAAGAGAACCGCCGGAAACCAGACUGUCAAUAUUCUCGACAGAGAAGCUUUCAACGCGACCGCCGACGAGAUUUUGAUCCUAUUUCAAAGGCGAGUCGUCGAGGCCGUGAAAAAAGGUUACAACGGUCACACAACGAAGGAGUCGUGGACCAUUCCGGCUGCGCUUAUGUUCUGCUUGUCCGUUUUCACGAUGAUCGGCUACGGGAAUUUGGUACCGCGAACCCCCUGGGGCCGCGGGGCUACCGUCGUUUACGCGAUUUUUGGUAUACCCCUUUACGUUCUCUACUUUCUCAACAUGGGCAAAGUUCUCGCACACACUUUCAGAUGGUUGUAUACGAGGAUGCACGAGUGCACGGGUAAAAGAAAGCCUGGAACGAGAAUAAUCGUCCCCUCGACCGCCUGUCUCUGGGUCCUUUCCGGUUACAUCCUCGCUGGCACCAUCACCUUCGCCCAAUGGGAAGGAUGGGGCUACCUCGACAGCGCUUACUUCUGCGUAACGUCCCUGUGCAAAAUCGGCAUUGGUGAUUUCGUCCCAGGAACCGAUCUCAACGACGAAAAUCAGAACGAAAGCCAGACGAAAUUGGUUAUCAAUUUUGUUUAUCUCCUCUUCGGACUCGGCCUCGUCGCCAUGUGCUACAACCUCAUGAGAGAAACGGUUCGUGUCAAAGCGCGACAAUUGAGCGAAGAUACCAAGAGAGCUUUCGACGACUUCAGGCACAAAAUUAUGAUGACUUGUUGCCGUGCUAGACUCGAAUGAUCGAGCAACCAUCGCACAAAACUUCGAUCACGAAAUCUGCUACUACCGAAAUUUCCAGCCACCAAAAGCUGCUACUAAAAUUCAGUUUUAACGAAAGAUCAAUCGCUCUAUUUCACGUUAGAACAAUUCAUCGUCUUGUGACAAACGUUUUGUCUACAAACAAUUGUACUAAUUGACAGAGGACAUUGAACAUUUCCGCGCAUUCAGAACAACCCGGAUGCACCACGUAAUCACGAAUACCCAAACUUCGCAACUCUAUUUUUAUUUUGUUUUUGUACUUUGUUUUAAAUAUUUUGUAUAAAAUAAAAUGAAUCUGUUUUUCAA
Venturia canescens is the source of this 1641-nucleotide messenger RNA. RefSeq names its product potassium channel subfamily K member 15. The coding region runs from base 316 to 1317 and encodes 333 amino acids. Gene Ontology annotation, molecular function: outward rectifier potassium channel activity; potassium ion leak channel activity. The record is from RefSeq and is a predicted model, not a curated record. Gene Ontology annotation, cellular component: plasma membrane. Gene Ontology annotation, biological process: potassium ion transmembrane transport; stabilization of membrane potential. The transcript has a single exon. Lineage: Eukaryota; Metazoa; Arthropoda; Insecta; Hymenoptera; Ichneumonidae.